AUGCCUUCAUUUUGCUCCCUCUCUUUCUCCUCGGACUACAGCUCCUCCUGCGGCUCUCUCGAGCCGUCCACUCCCCCUCUUAAAGCUAUCCCCGGUCCGUUUUGGGCCAGGUUUACCUCCUUAUGGUAUUUCAACCGGGUUCGCAAGGGGCGCUUUGAAUAUGAAAAUAUUGAUCUCCAUCGUCAAUAUGGCCCGAUUGUUCGCGUCGCUCCGAACCAAUACAGUAUCAACGACGUAUCUGCCAUAAAGAUUGUCUAUGGAGCUGGCACUCAGUUCGCAAAGUCGGCUUGGUACGACGGUUGGAAGAAUCCUGCCCAGUGGACCGUGUUUUCGGACCGCGACAUCAAGAGACACGCCGAUACUCGAAAACGAUUCACGAGCCUGUACUCGAUGAGCUCGCUAGUGCACUACGAACCGUUUGUCGACCACUGUGCCGAUCUUUUCAUUCAGCGUUUGACCGAGUUUGCGGAUCAAAAUCAGACCUUUAAUCUCGGGCACUGGUUCCAGUGCUAUGCUUUCGAUGUUAUAGGGAAUAUCACCUUUGGCGACCGCUUUGGAUUCCUGGAUCGAGGUGAUGACAUUGAUGGAGCUAUCGCGGCUGUGCAUAAAGUAAUGAUGUACAGCACGCUAGUCGGUAUCUAUCCAGAAUGGCACCCACGUCUUUUCGGCCUGCUCGGCAAAUUGAAGUCGUCGGGUGCAGCUGGCAGAGCGUACAUCACGAAAUUUGUGCAAGAGAAGAUUCGUCUCGAGGAAAAGAAAAGAUCAGAUGCGAAGGUUGUCGUUGCAGAGAAAGGUCAAAUGCAGAACUUUUUGGAAAAGAUGAUGUUAGCCCGCGACAAGGAUCCCGAGAAGGUGACCGACUACCAUCUCUUAAUCAUGGGCCAGUCGAAUGUGACAGCAGGAUCUGAUACAACUGCAAUCAGCCUAUCGAGUAUCAUGUGGUAUUUACUCCAGAAUCCCGAGACCCUGUGCAAGCUACGGGCAGAGAUCGAUGAGUUUACCGCUCAAGGCCGCUGCAGUGCCAAUGUGACUUUCAAAGAGAGCCAGGAUAUGCCCUACUUCCAGGCCGUGAUGAAAGAGGCUCUACGGAUGCACAGUGCCACUGGUCUGCCUAUGUGGAGAGUCGUUCCCGCGGGAGGAGCACAAAUCAGUGGAGAGUUCUUCCCCGCAGGAACAAUAGUCGGCGCCAACACUUGGGUUGCGCACUAUGACGAACGCAUCUUUCCCAAUGCAAAUGUCUUUAAGCCCGAGAGAUGGAUCGAGGCUGAAAACCAUCCAGAGCAGCUCAAAGAAAUGAAUCAGAUGUAUAUGCCGUUCGGUCUUGGUUCCAGAACAUGUUUGGGGAAACACAUUUCAAUUCUUGAGAUGUCCAAGUUGAUUCCGCGGUUAGUGCGUGACUUCAACUUCACACCGCUGAGAAAAACAUGGCAGACGGCAAACUAUUGGUUUGUCAAGCCAACCGACUUUGAAGUCCAGGUUAAAGAGCGCCAGAACAAAGCUUGA
Penicillium macrosclerotiorum is the source of this 1503-nucleotide messenger RNA. Its product is annotated as cytochrome P450. Lineage: Eukaryota; Fungi; Ascomycota; Eurotiomycetes; Eurotiales; Aspergillaceae. The coding region runs from base 1 to 1503 and encodes 500 amino acids. The transcript is spliced from 4 exons. The record is from RefSeq and is a predicted model, not a curated record. Gene Ontology annotation, molecular function: heme binding; monooxygenase activity; iron ion binding.